This is a messenger RNA of Aspergillus heteromorphus CBS 117.55, 2000 nucleotides long. Its product is annotated as transcription factor domain-containing protein. Gene Ontology annotation, molecular function: DNA-binding transcription factor activity, RNA polymerase II-specific; zinc ion binding; DNA binding. Lineage: Eukaryota; Fungi; Ascomycota; Eurotiomycetes; Eurotiales; Aspergillaceae. Gene Ontology annotation, biological process: regulation of DNA-templated transcription; DNA-templated transcription. The record is from RefSeq and is a predicted model, not a curated record. The transcript has 8 exons. The annotation marks the transcript as partial.
UAAUCCAUCCACGAAUGCUUCCUCAAGAGCGCAACAUCGAAAUGGCUACCAGAACUCCGUCUACUGCCCGCAAUUCCUUCCGGGCUCGCGCGUGUGAAAAUUGUCGUCUUCGGAAGAUCAAAUGUGACAAAGCGAUUCCUUGUUCUGGCUGCAGCGCUCUGGGGAUUACAUGUAGUCCUGCGGGUACAGCGCUGAAUAGUACUCCAGCCACUCGGCAAAUAGCUGCUUCUGACGAGUACGAGCAAAGGCUUUCGUCAAUGCAGGAGCAGCUUGAGACCAUUCAUAAAACGCUCCAGCAAAUAACGCAACCCUCGAUGUCCUUACCACCAGCGCCCGAACCAACUUCUACCGGUCCGACAGCUCCACCGUUUGAAGGACAGUCGUCUUUUCAUCACGAGACCCUCGUGGCUAGAGACGCAGCCUACUCUGCAGCAACCACGUCACGAGAUGGACAACUGGAUGACUACGUUUCUGCGGCCCUCUCUUCCUUGAAGAGCAGUCUGGACAGACACCAUGCCUCAGUCGCUCAGAGCGGGCUACAAUCGUCUGUACAAACAAAGGAACAAGUACUUCCAGUCGAUUUUGUUGUAGCCGUGGUGAAGAAGGUCAAAUCUCAGCCUCCUUUUUUCCUGGUCAGUCAGUCCUGGGUAGACUCCACCAGAGUGGAAUUUUUGUGCCAAUCAAUAUACUUCCCUUUAAACCCUGUACCUGCUGGGUCCCUUACCCUGUUCUACGGUCUACUGUUCUACAUAAUCCGUGAUUAUUUGCAUGCCGGAGACCACGAUCUUGCAAAUUUUGAUCUUCCCUCGAGCCUUGAGCUCUGUGAACAACAGUUCCUUGCAGGGCUAAGCAAUCCUGAACUCAUGAUUGACCCGACACUAGAAAAGAUACAGUCAUUGCUUCUCGGGGUUACCAAAGCACAAGAGGAGUUUGACAUUCAACGUUGCUGGACUUACCUCGCGCUGGCGUUCAAUAUGUGCCAGAGCAUGGGUUUGCACCGAUGUUCUACUUUGGAGACGGAUGAUACUGCGGUUGCAGAAGCUAAACGACGUGCUUUCUGGGCAUUGUACACCAUUGACAAGAAUAUAUCUCUGAACAUUGGCGUGACCUCUCAUUUCCAAGACCAUGAUGUUGAUGCCGACCUUUUCAGUCCUUCCAACAAUCCCAAGCAACGUCCUUGGGACUUAAUGAGCCUCGUGAUCAUUGAAUUUGCAGGGAUUCAGGGUAGGGUCUAUGAUAAGCUUUAUUCUACUUCGGCAUCCAGGGCAACCGACGCUCAAAGGUCAACUGCUAUACAAAAGCUAUCUUCUGAUUUGAUGGCAGUACGAGAUAAACUGCUCGCGAUUGAUGUCAGCCAGGGCCUUUAUGCCGACUCCUUGCAUGGGAUGGCUGCCUGUGCUGACUUCAUAGCCUGUUCUGUACUAACAGUCAUCUACCGGGCCCAAACACGCCCCCGGGAUGCUAUGGCAAUUUCGUCCCAGUGCUAUGAAUCUGCAACUGCAGCACUGCAGAGUCAUCUCAAAUGUUUUACCUACUUCCGUGGCCGUCAAACUCACAAGCAGACAGAAUAUGUCAACUGGAUCCUCCUCUACCCAUCUUUCACCCCAUUCGUCAUCGUCUUUACCCACGCAAUUACGACAGCCAGUACAGCCGACUUGGCUCUCUUACAAGACACCACAAGCUCCUUGGAGCUAAUAAAAGGACUUUCACGUGGCUCGAUGCACCUCUACACCGUCUGCGAAGCAUUUGUCAGGGCAGCUCAAAUUUUAGUCAACUCGCAACAAACGCUGACGGGGCUGGAACAACAUCAAGACGGGUCUCUCUUCAUGCCUAUGUCUGACGGGCCGGGAAAUAUUGCCUUGCCAAAUGUUCCAUGGCCGGAUGACAUGAUCGAUUCGAGCAUGAAUCAGGCAGACAUUUCCAUGUUUCUAAACGAUUUCAUCGGCACCAAUCGGUCUGUCAUGGAUAUUUUGAGCUCUGACUAUAUCAAUGAAGCCAUU